GCCUGCCUCCAGACUGCGGCGAUAAACAAAAGCACGCAGCGUGACGUCACAGGAGCUCCGCGGUGACACUCUCCCAUUCUCCGGAUCGUCUCGCUCUCAUUUGACGAGUAUCGCAGUCGGAAGCGGGACGUGAGUGGAAAAGAUAGCCGUCAAAGGAAGGCGACUUGGCUGUUGGAUCACUUGAAGGUCCGUGCCGGCGCCGCGCCGCGAACAUGACGGAGGUCCGGCGGCGAGGCGGAGGGGGAGAAGAGCGGGACAGCACCGACAACAUCAGCGACAAGGAGACGGACAGUGACGACAAGUUGGGCCUGCAAGGCGACACUGAGGGGGAAUGCGACGUGGACACCAAGGCGGACACUCCCGACGUUCCGGCGUCCACGGCGGACACGGACAACACUCCAGAGUAUCUCAACAAGGCCCUGGAAGGCCUGCCGCCAAGAUGGAAGAACUACUGGAUACGAGGAAUUCUGUCCAUACCCAUGAUUUCUUUCUUCUUCCUGAUCAUCUACCUGGGACCACUCACUCUCAUUUUAAUGGUGAUGAUCGUCCAAAUCAAGUGUUUCCAAGAAAUCAUCACCAUCGGUUACAAGGUGUAUCGAUCCUACGACCUGCCCUGGUUCAGAACCCUCAGUUGGUACUUCCUGAUCUGCGUCAACUAUUUCUUCUACGGUGAGACGCUGGCCGACUACUUUGGUGCGCUGGUGCAGAGGGAGGAGCCUCUGCAGUUUCUGUCUCGCUACCACCGCUUCAUCUCAUUCACUUUGUACCUGGCAGGUUUCUGCAUGUUUGUGCUGAGUUUAGUGAAGAAACAUUACCGCCUGCAGUUUUACAUGUUUGCUUGGACCCAUGUGACGCUGUUGAUUGUAGUCACUCAGUCGCACCUUGUCAUUCAGAACCUGUUUGAAGGGAUGAUCUGGUUCAUCGUGCCCAUCUCCAUCGUCAUCAGCAACGACAUCGGUGCUUACCUGUUUGGCUUCUUCUUUGGAAGGACGCCGCUCAUCAAGCUGUCCCCUAAGAAGACGUGGGAAGGUUUCAUCGGAGGUUACUUCUUCACCGUCAUCUUUGGAUUCAUUCUGGCUUACCUGCUGUCCCAGUUCCAGUACUUUGUGUGUCCUGUGGGUUUCAGCAGUGACAGCAACAGAUUCACUGUGGAGUGUCAGCCCUCACAACUCUUCAUCAUGCACGACUACACACUGCCUGACAUCUUGCCAUGGAAGAGCGUGAGCAUGUUUCCAUUCCAGAUCCACAGCAUCUUCCUCUCCUCCUUCGCCUCGCUCAUCGGACCUUUUGGUGGAUUCUUUGCCAGCGGCUUCAAGAGAGCCUUCAAGAUCAAAGAUUUUGCCAGCACCAUCCCGGGUCACGGAGGCAUCAUGGACCGCUUUGACUGCCAGUACCUGAUGGCCACCUUCACGCACGUCUACAUCGCCAGCUUUAUCAGAGGUCCCAACCCCAGCAAAGUCAUGCAGCAGCUGAUGAUGCUGCCCCCCGAACAGCAGCUGAGCAUCUUCCACACCCUGACCUCACACCUGAGGGAGCACGGUCUGCUGUGAGAGUGUAUGCACACACACACACACACACACACACACACACACACACACACUGUCAUCCAUCUUCAAACCAAAACCACCACACCAAAAAUACAAACAGUUUUUGCCGGGAGGGCUUGCCGCCCCCCUGUGGACAAAUGUUGCACUGCACUGACCGUGACGAACAAAAGGGACUCGUGAAGCGUUCACCGGCACAAAGUGAAGAAGACACUCUUCUACUUGCUACAUGUAGCAUGUAUGCUAACUAGCUUUUAGCACCUUCAUCCAAUGGUAGCACAUGUGCUAAUAUUGUACAUAUGAUAUAUAGAUAAGAGAUAUGGCAUGGACACAUUUAGUUAGAAGGUGUUGGGAACUACAGAUGUUAUGUACAGGCACUGGUAAACAAAGGUAGAUGAUGCAAUAAAUGAGCGUGUUGUGCACAGGGUCAAAACCCAACUAAGAAUGCUAGCAACUAGCGGCGCAGGACGUACAUGGUCAGAUUGAAGUGUAGAUCUUUCACUUUACAGCCACCUUGACUAGUAAUAUAGCACUCUGCAUAGCGAGUGUUUCUUCUCCUGCUAAGGAAGUUAGCAUUGACUAGUAAUAUAGCACUCUGCAUAGCGAGUGUUUCUUCUCAUGCUAAGGAAGUUAGCAUUGACUAAUAAUAUAGCACUCUGCAUAGCGAGUGUUUUUUCUCAUGCUAAGGAAGUUAGCAUUGACUAGUAAUAUAGCACUCUGCAUAGCGAGUGUUUCUUCUCAUGCUAAGGAAGUUAGCAUUGACUAAUAAUAUAGCACUCUGCAUAGCGAGUGUUUCUUCUCAUGCUAAGGAAGUUAGCAUUGACUAGUAAUAGCACUCUGCAUAGCAAGUGUUUUUUUCUCAUGCUAAGGAAGUUAGCAUCAGCUUGUUUUUUUUCGGUGGCAUUCACUGCUAGCUGAACACAUGAGCCUAUUUGGCUUUGUGGCUAAGGCGCCCCCUGCUGUGUGUCUGCUGUAACGCUAGUUUGUCAGCAUUCCAUAUGGAAGUAAUAUUGGAGCAAAGCUAUUUGUCUAUCUCAAUCUGUGCGUCUGUGAUCAGAUUCUUGUGUGUCUGUUCUAAUUUGUGUGUGCGUAUCUCAAUUUGUGUGUGUGUAAUCAGAUCGUGUGUGUGUUCUAAUGUGUGUUUGUGUGUAUCGCAAUGUGUGUGUGUGUAAUCAAAUCUGUGUGUGCGUAUUCUAAUUUGUGUGAGUGUAUCUCAAUGUGUGUGUAUGUACUCAGAUCUGUGUCUGUGUUCUAAUUUGUGUGUAUUUUAAUGUGUGUGUGUGUGUGUGUGUGUGUGUAGUCAGAUCAGCCUGUGCGUGUUAUAAUUGGUGUGACAGUAUUUCGAUCUUUGUAAAAAUAAAAAAAAUUAAAAUGUGUAUUCAGAUGAAUGUGUAGCAGAAAGUCUCACACGUAAGAUGUGUGUGUCUGUGCAGUGAUUAUAAAUAAAAAAAACAUUUUAUUUCCCUGCACUCCCCAUUAGUGCUAGCUCAUCUUGUUCUGUGGGCACACCUCACUUCUUGACACAUGGGACAAAUAAGUUACUCAUCAUUGUCAUAUGUUCCACAUGGAACAACAUGCAUGGUGCCAAGUCAUCAUUGUUGUAUGUUCCACAUCGAACAACAUGAGCUACCACUAGUGGGGAGUACAGGGAAAUAAAAAUGUGAGGUUGUAGACACACAAGUCUUGUGUACACCUUCUAAUCACUGCACAGACGCACACAUCUUACAUGUAAAGAUCAGCAUUUCUGCUUCACACUAAUCUGAAUACACACUCUCACACACAUACAGAUUGAACUACAUGCAGACAGAUUUUAUUUUUUUACACACACACAUUGAGAUACAGACACACAAAUGACUACACAGACACAUGAAUCUGAUUACACACACACACACAGAUUGACAUACAAACACACAAAUGAUUACACGGACACAUGAAUCUGAUUACACACAAAACACACACACACAGAUUGAGAUACAGACACACAAAUGAUUACACAGACACAUGAAUCUGCAUACACACACCCAACACAAACACACAGAUUGAGAUCCACUUUUUCCAAUAGUUAUGCAGCAAUAAUACUUCCGUAAUUGUACUACUGAACUCUUCCAAGAUGAAGACUCACUAUGCUAAUGAAGCUAACAAUGCUAAUGAAGCUAACGAUGCUAGCUGCACUAUGCUAAUGAGGCUAACGAUGCUAGUUGCACUGUGUGGUCUUCCAAUGCCACCAUCAUCUUUAGAAUGUGUGGAAGAGUAUAUAUUUAAGGUUUGUUUGUGUGUAUACACUCUAUGCAAACACCUGUGAAAAUGUUUAGAAAAAAAAGUGCAGUUUGUUUUUUAUGCAAGGUUUCUCUGAAUGUGGGCGGGGCUUGGUGUGACCAGGAGGAAGUGAUCCAAAUGUUUACCAAAGCGCUGACUUCCUGACACGCCCUGUUGGACUAAAAAAACGGGUUUGGACUUGAAAGUUUUGCACCUGCUGCUUUUAUUUACUGGGACCGGCGGAAGGGGUUUUUAUUGUGAAAGGGCGCCAGCACCACUUUCAUAUCACAAGCAGUGCACUGUUAGGUUUUAUUGAUUGUUGUAUUGAUGAUGAAUGUGGGCGGGGCACAGGUGAAUAAAAUGUUUUUUUUCCUGUGAA
This is a messenger RNA of Nerophis ophidion (straightnose pipefish), 4179 nucleotides long. RefSeq names its product CDP-diacylglycerol synthase (phosphatidate cytidylyltransferase) 1 (gene cds1). Lineage: Eukaryota; Metazoa; Chordata; Actinopteri; Syngnathiformes; Syngnathidae. Gene Ontology annotation, cellular component: endoplasmic reticulum membrane. Bases 213 to 1550 code for a protein of 445 amino acids. The transcript is spliced from 13 exons. The record is from RefSeq and is a predicted model, not a curated record. Gene Ontology annotation, molecular function: phosphatidate cytidylyltransferase activity.